Molecule: messenger RNA, 1014 nt
Organism: Heteronotia binoei (common prickly gecko)
Lineage: Eukaryota; Metazoa; Chordata; Lepidosauria; Squamata; Gekkonidae
Product: mas-related G-protein coupled receptor member H-like
Exons: 1
Coding region: 1-1014 (337 amino acids)
Biological process (GO): G protein-coupled receptor signaling pathway
Cellular component (GO): membrane
Molecular function (GO): G protein-coupled receptor activity
Source: RefSeq, a predicted model, not a curated record
AUGAACUAUUCUUAUGAGGAUGCUGCAUACAUAUCUAAUAACUCAAUGAACAUCCCAGAUCUGAUCUUCAAUCUUCCUUUCAAUCUAAAUGUUGUCUUUAUUACCUUUAUCCUCGUAUUUCUAAUCUGCAUUGCUGGAAUUGUGGGGAAUUCGAUGGUCAUCUGGCUUCUAGGCUUCCGUAUGAAAAGGAAUCCCUUCACAACCUACGUGCUGAACUUGGCUGCUGCUGAUAUGGGGGUCCUCGUAGCCAGCAUUUUGGGAUAUAUAACUGCUACCAUAUUUGUUUUGAGUGGAAACUUUGCUCUAAUGGGAUUCUACAUAUACGCUUAUGUAUGGGCAUCGAUGUACAUCACCGAUCAGUUUCUCCUAACUGUCAUCAGUGUUGAUAGGUGCGUGGCUGUCCUCUUCCCACUUUGGCAUCGAUGCCACCGACCACCACGCCUGUCCGGAACGGUCUGUGUUUCUGUAUGGGUCCUCUCCUUCCUGAUUGCUGUAUUGGACUUCUUUCUCUCUUUUGCAAACGAAUUCACGCUGCUCCAAUUUACUGUGAAUGUCGCCAUCUGCACCCCAGUCAUGGCUAUCUCCACGGUCAUCUUGUCUGCGAAAAUCUGCACUAAAUCCCAGCAGCGAAAGCGAGGAAAGCUCUUACCCGUCAUUUUACUGGCUCUCUUUUGCUUUCUUCUCUUUGGUCUUCCUGUGAAUUACUUUUAUAUUGUCAGUUAUACUUUGGAUGACCUUGAUGUCGAGUCAUGGGCUGGUCGUGCCUCUGAUGACUCAGCAUCAAGUUUCCAUGAGCUUCUUGCUUCCAAGGUGGAUCUGAUCAUGAUUCCUACCUUGGUUGCUUUCAUGUGUACCAUUCUAAACUGCAGCAUCAACCCCUUGAUCUAUUUCUUAGUGGGGAGAAAGAAGAAGGGCCGAUCCAGGCAAUCCAUGAAAGCUGCCCUCCAGAGGAUCUUUAAAGAUGAUGAAAACUGCAGAGGGCAAGAGGGACCCCGAUCUGAAACCCAGUUGUGA